UUCCGACCUCCUCUUCCUUGCCGGCGGCGGUUCUUUCCUCUCCUUCUCCUACUAGAUAUAGUUAUACUUACUAUAGAUCUCUAGCUUAUUACGUACAGUUGUAUCUAGUAUUCUAUUGAUUAUUCGAAGAAAACACACAAAAAGAAGUAAAGAUGAUGCUCAAAAUUAAGAGGGUUCCUACGCUUGUUUCUAACUUUCAAAAGGAUGAGGCUGAUGAAAUUGCUGCUCGUGGUGCUGGUUGUGGCCGGAAUUGCCUCAGGAAUUGCUGCCUUCCAGGUUCAAAGCUGCCACUGUAUGGUUUCAAAAAUUUGAGCUACGGCAAGUCUGUCGCCGAUGAAACAAAGGAAUCUCCGAUCGACUUUCUGGAAUCCCUUGUUCUUGGGGAAUGGGAGGAUCGUCAGCAGAAAGGCCUCUUUCGCUAUGAUGUCACUGCUUGCGAAACCAAGGUGAUUCCUGGAGAAUAUGGUUUCGUUGCUCAACUGAAUGAGGGAAGGCACCUCAAGAAGCGGCCAACUGAGUUUCGAGUUGAUAAGGUUCUGCAGCCUUUUGAUGGAAGCAAGUUCAACUUCACUAAGGUUGGACAGGAAGAGUUGCUCUUUCAGUUUGAAGCAAGUGAGGAAGAUGAAGUCCAGCUCUAUCCAGAUGCGCCAAUUGAUCCUGAGAAAUCUCCAAGUGUCGUUGCCAUAAAUGUCAGUCCCAUUGAGUACGGACACGUGCUUUUGAUCCCUAAGGUCCUUGAAUGCCUUCCCCAGAGGAUUGACAGGGACAGCUUCCUGCUUGCACUGCACAUGGCUGCCGAAGCAGCAAACCCUUACUUCCGAUUGGGUUACAACAGCUUGGGUGCAUUUGCCACCAUCAACCAUCUUCACUUCCAGGCUUAUUUCUUGGCUGUGCAAUUUCCCAUUGAGAAGGCCCCAACUCAGAAGAUAACUGUCACUGAUGCUGGAGUGAAGAUAUCGGAGAUGCUGCAUUACCCAGUUCGAGGUCUUGUCUUUGAGGGUGGAAAUACUUUGGAGGAUUUGGCCGAUGUUGUCUCAGAUUCUUGCAUUUGUCUGCAAGAGAACAACAUCCCUUACAAUGUCCUAAUCUCUGAUUCAGGGAAAAGGAUAUUCCUUCUCCCACAGUGCUAUGCGGAGAAACAAGCGCUUGGAGAGGUCAGCGCUGAACUCCUCGACACCCAAGUCAAUCCUGCUGUUUGGGAGAUUAGUGGACACAUGGUCUUGAAGAGGAAGGAGGAUUAUGAGGGUGCAACUGAGGCAAAUGCAUGGAGGCUUCUCGCAGAGGUCUCACUCUCUGAAGCAAGGUUCCAAGAAGUGACUGCUCUCAUCUUUGAAGCCAUUAGUCUCAGUGUUGAAGAGAACGAGGACGGCACUGAUGGUUCUCCUGAGGAUCUAGAUGUCACACCUCCACAGCCCAUGGAGGAGAUUGAUGGUCUCAACACCCACAGUACCAUGGUUCCCGCCUAGGGUUUUCACGGCCCAGCUCUGGUGUUCAU
Solanum lycopersicum (tomato) is the source of this 1495-nucleotide messenger RNA. It is a transcript of the gene GGP1, whose product is annotated as GDP-L-galactose phosphorylase 1. Lineage: Eukaryota; Viridiplantae; Streptophyta; Magnoliopsida; Solanales; Solanaceae. Gene Ontology annotation, biological process: glucose metabolic process. Gene Ontology annotation, molecular function: GDP-D-glucose phosphorylase activity. Gene Ontology annotation, cellular component: cytoplasm. The record is from RefSeq and is marked validated.